Molecule: messenger RNA, 1546 nt
Organism: Aegilops tauschii subsp. strangulata
Lineage: Eukaryota; Viridiplantae; Streptophyta; Magnoliopsida; Poales; Poaceae
Product: 2-oxoglutarate-dependent dioxygenase 19
Source: RefSeq, a predicted model, not a curated record
CCCCUUCACUUCCUCUGUUCCUCAGUUCCUCAAAAUCUCCCCGAUCUGACGACCCUGCCGCCCGUUUGCGCCUCUCGCCGAGCUCGCCGCUCGCUUCUGCCUCCUCUAUUCCUCCCUCAAAGGGGGGCUCCGUGGUCGAGCUCAUCGCCUUCCACGCCGCGGUCGGCGGCGUCAGCGAACCCUCGCGCGUGGUCCUCUCCUCCGGCAGCAGGCCUCUCCGCCUCGUCGCCGGAUUCCCCCGUUGCGUCGUGUACGACUGUCUUUGUCGUGGACGGAGGGAACACGGCCAUCCACCUGUGCCUCGCGGCAGGUCUUCUGGAACCCUCCCCUUUUCCCCACCACACAAGAUGCCGACGCCGUCUCAUCGCCAUUGCCCUAACCAUCCAAAGGGGGGUCACGGCGACUGUGCUGGAGCAUGCGGCGGGGACGGCAUCCCCGUCAUCGACCUCGGCGUCCUCCUCAACGGCAACGCCGAGCAACGAUCUCAGGCGACACGCGAGCUCGGCCAGGCCUGCGAAGACUGGGGCUUCUUCAUGGUGAUUAACCAUGGGGUGCCUGAGGCGCUCCAAGAAGAAGUGAUGGAGGCGUGUAAGGAACUAUACAGCUUACCGAGGGAUGAGAAGGCAGAUUACAUUGCUGCUGGCCCAAAGGAUCCUAUACGUAUUGGAACAGGUCUCUUCUACUCUGACGUUGACGAUGCCAUAUGUCGGAGGGACUAUAUGAAGAUGAUUGCUCACCCAGAGUUUCACUGCCCUGCAAAGCCUGCAAAGCUGAGAGAUAUUGCUGUGGAGUACUCUGCUCGAACGAGGCAGCUGUUGCUGGAGCUUGCGAAGGCGAUCUCCGAGAGCCUGGGACUUGACCGUGGCCGCAUUUCUGAAGUUCUAAACCUUGAGUCCUGCUUCCAGAUCCUUGUCGGGAACAAUUACCCGCCAUAUGCUGGCUCGGAUGGGGUUAUGGGAAUUUCAGCCCACUCUGACCAUGGCCUUCUCACUCUGCUCUUCCAAAAUGGUGUGGAUGGUCUCCAAGUCAUGCACAACGGCCAGUGGGUCACCGCAAAGCCCCUUCCAGGCUCACUGUUCAUUCUCACUGGCGAUCAGUUGGAGAUUGUGAGCAAUGGAAGGUACAAGGCCGUGCUCCAUCGCGCACUGGUCCACGGUGGGCAGACGAGGAUGUCGUUCGUGAGCCUGGUCGGGCCGUGCCUAGAUGCUGUCGUAGAGCCAGUCCUGGAGUUGGCACAGAAUGACCCCCAGGGCAUGAAGUUCCGGGGAAUCAGGUACAGGGACUACAUGGAGCACCAGCAGAGCAGCAAGAUGAACACAAAAGCAGCACUGGACAUCGUUCGUGUGCAGGGUGACAUAUUGACAUGUGAGAGCACACCUAACAGUUCAACAGAGGCUGAUUCUUCAGGUUACAGUCCUACAAGUUGAUAUGCUGAACAUUUAUGUCUUAGUGAAUCAGUGCAUUCCAUGUCGUAGUACUCCCUCCUCUUCGGUUCCUAGUAGUUGAUAAGACUGAUUAGACAUUCUACUAUUCUCUGUUGGGACAA